Molecule: messenger RNA, 4010 nt
Organism: Solanum verrucosum
Lineage: Eukaryota; Viridiplantae; Streptophyta; Magnoliopsida; Solanales; Solanaceae
Exons: 19
Coding region: 142-3252 (1036 amino acids)
Biological process (GO): intracellular cholesterol transport
Cellular component (GO): recycling endosome; trans-Golgi network
Molecular function (GO): protein binding
Source: RefSeq, a predicted model, not a curated record
CAAGGCUCGUUGUACAGCUUCUCGCACCGCAACUUCAACUUGGCUCCAUCAAAUUCCCUCCAUUCCACCGAUGCCAUUGUAUUGAUCUCAAAAAUUGAAACGAUAUGUUGAUGUACAGUUGAAGACAGGAGAGGAGAUCAAAUGGACGUGGAGAAAUCGUCCUUAUGCAAUUGCGUGGUGAAUUUUCUCUUGGAAGAGAACUACUUGUUAUCGGCAUUCGAGCUCCUUCACGAGCUUCUCGAUGAUGGCCGUGACGAUCAGGCAAUUCGUCUCAAACAGUUCUUCUCCGAUCCUUCCCAAUUCCCUCCUGAUCAGAUCUCUCGCUUCAAUUCUAUCAGAGUUGCAGAUCCCCAAAGUUUGCUUGAAGAGAAAGAAGCUCUGGAAGAAAAGUUGGCACUCUGUGAAUAUGAGUUUCGUUUAUCUCAAGAGGACAUUGUGCAGCUAAAGAGUGAGUUGCAAAAGAAAAGUCAGACUAUUCCUUGUCCAAUAAGUGAUUCAAAGAUCGAUCCCUCUGAAAACCAUGGAACGGAUUUUCAACAGCAGAAGAGGGAAGGUUCUUUCUCUGAUUUGGGUCCUUUGAAGGAUAAUGAGCGGAAGGAUUUGAACUAUGCUGUAAAGGAGUAUUUACUAUUAGCAGGAUAUCGCUUGACUGCAAUGACAUUAUUGGAAGAGGUUACUGAUCAAGACCUAGAUGUUCAGCAGAACUCCUCUGCAUGCAUUCCAGAUGCUUUGCGCCAUUACUAUUACCAGUACCUGUCUUCCACCUCAGAGGCUGCUGAGGAAAAAAUUGCUAUGCUUAGAGAAAACGAGUCGUUGGUGAAAGAAAAUGACAAGCUGAAACAUGAAAAGCAGUCCUUGCUGAAGAGUAAAGAUAUGGCAGAUGCCCAAGUCAAAGUAUUGGCAAAAUCCUUAGAAGCAUUGCAGAAGGAAAUGAAGGACAAGGAGAUUCUGGUUCAGAGUUUGAAACAGUCUCUAGAGAGUCAAAGACAAGAAUUGAAUGAAUGCAGAGCUGAAAUAACUUCGCUAAAAAUGCAUAUAGAGGGUGCUCGUUCUGCUCGGAAUUUCGUAGCAAGUGAUUUUGAAGGUGUUGACUUACCAUCAACAGACAGUUACAAGGAAGAGAUAAAGGUUCUACAGAAUGAAAUCCAGAGGUUGAAACUGGCAACAAAUUCUUUGAACAGCGAGUCUCUUGAAAAUAUCAAUGAAGAAACUAGAAAUACAUGUCCUGAAAAUGAAGUUGAAAAAUCAAGUGAUCAUAAUGUCUUUGAUGAUUCAGCUGGUGUUUCUUCUGGAGACUUAGGAGCUGCAGGUUCUCAGUUAUCGAUGACUCAAACCUCUGAUUCUCAGUUAUUGAUGACUCAAACCUCUGCUGACACAAUUACUGAACCUGAGAGAGUAGUAGAAGUUUCACAUGAUAAUUGUGUUGGUGAUAAAGUUGAGAAUGUACUCAAACAAAAUGGUGAGCUACCUUCAGAAGCUAAAGGACUAAUCUUGAAACCAGACAAUCUAUUGGUUGAAUCAAAUGCUCAAAAGAUUGGUUUGGGGACUAUUCAGAUCCUUUCAGAUGCAUUGCCAAAAAUUGUACCUUAUGUAUUGAUCAACCACCGAGAGGAGCUUCUUCCUCUUAUAAUGUGCGCAAUUGAGCGCCACCCAGAUAGCAGUACACGGGAUUCCUUGACCCAUACAUUAUUCAACUUAAUCAAGCGUCCCGAUGAAGAACAGAGACGGAUUAUAAUGGAUGCUUGUGUCACUCUUGCCAGAAAUGUUGGAGAGAUGAGGACGGAAACUGAACUACUUCCUCAGUGUUGGGAACAAAUCAAUCACAUGUAUGAGGAGCGCCGCUUGCUAGUUGCUCAAUCUUGUGGGGAACUUGCUGAAUUCGUGCGCCCUGAGAUCCGAGAUUCUCUUAUCUUGUCUAUUGUGCAACAGCUCAUUGAGGAUUCUGCUACAGUUGUUCGGGAGGCUUCUGCUCAUAACUUGGCGUUGCUUCUGCCUCUCUUCCCAAGUAGGGACAAAUAUUUCAAGGUUGAGGAGAUGAUGUUUCAAUUGGUGUGUGAUCCAUCUGGAGUGGUAGUGGAAACAACAAUCAAGGAACUUGUUCCAGCUUUAGUAAACUGGGGGAAGGAAUUGGAUCACUUGCUACAAGUCUUACUAUCUCAUACUUUGGGCUCUGCUCAGCGUUGUCAACCACUUUCAGGGGUGGAAGGUUCUAUUGAGUCACAUCUUCGUGCUUUAGGAGAGAGAGAGCGGUGGAACAUAGAUGUUCUGCUGCGCUUACUGACGGAGUUGUUUCCAUUUGUACGCAAGAAAGCUAUUGAUACCUGUCCAUUCCCAUUGGUUUCGGAUGAUGAAAGACUAGUCUUUUCUACUUUAGUUCUUGAACAGUAUGCUGGAGGAAAGAUGGACUGGCCUUCUUUUGAGUGGUUGCAUAUCGACUGCUUUUCAGCAUUGAUUGAACUAGCCUCUCUAUUACCUCAGAAGGAAGAUAACCUAAGGAAUCGAAUCACGCGGUUUUUAUUGGCAGUUUCAGACCUGCUCGGGGAACCUUACCUGACACACAUCAUGCUACCUGUAUUCUUGGUGGCAGUUGGUGAUGAUGGUGAUUUAUCAUAUUUCCCUGCAACAUGCCAAUCAAGAAUAAGAGGUUUGAAACCAAAAACUGCAGUAGCUGGAAGACUUGCUACCAUCGGUGUCCUGCCUCUCCUGCUGGCAGGUGUUUUAGGAUCUCCUAGGAAGCAUGAACUACUGACAGAGUACUUGAGAAAUCUCUUGAUUCAAACUUCAGGACAAGAGAGUCAGACAGUGAAGCGCGAGAUUUUCUUUUCUGUUCGCUUUCUUUGCACUUUUGAUGAACAUCACAAUAUGAUUUUUAACAUCCUCUGGGAAAUGGUUGUGAGCUCUGAAAUAAACAUGAAGGCGACAGCUGCCAAUCUUUUUAAAGUCAUUGUUCCAUGUAUUGAUGCCAAGGUUGCCUCAACACAUGUUUUGCCUGCUCUUGUAACGCUUGGUUCUGACCAAAACUUGAAUGUUAAAUAUGCCAGUAUUGAUGCUUUCGGAGCUGUGGCACAGCAGUAUAAAAAUGAUGCGAUUGUUGAUAAAAUACGUGUCCAAAUGGAUGCUUUUCUUGAGGAUGGAUCACAUGAAGCUACAUUAGCUGUAGUUCGUGCAUUGGUGAUGGCAGUGCCACAUACCACGGAGGGACUUAGAGAUUAUAUCCUCAACCUGUUAGCUUUUAUGCACUGCUUGAAGUAGCAAUGCAUUUUUAUAAUGUGUGCCAGAACUAGUUUUGAUUUCUAAUUCUCAUUAACUUUCUUUAACUUUAGCAUACAUUUGUUGUCCAAGAUUUUCCUACUCACAGCAACACCUCCUCCUUCAAGUGACAUGAUGCGUCGCCGUGAGAGAGCCAACACAUUUUGUGAAUCAAUUCGUGCUCUUGAUGCUACCGAUCUUUCUGCUUCAAGUGUCAGAGACUUCCUUCUACCUGCAAUUCAAAAUCUGUUAAAAGAUGCUGAUUCUCUUGAUCCAGCACACAAAGAAGCUCUGGAGAUAGUAAUGAGGGAAAGAUCUGGUGGAACAUUUGAUACGAUUAGUAAGGUAAUGGGUGCUCAUCUGGGAAUUGCAUCAUCAGUAAGCAGCUUCUUCGGUGAAGGUGGUUUACUAGGGAAAAGGGAAGCUGGAGAUCCAACAUCACCACCACCACCAGUGGAAGUUGAACCUCUGAGGCCUGUCCUCACACAUGCAGCACCAGCAGAAGACACAAGAUUUAGGCGGAUCAUGAGAGGUGGCUUUACAGACAUGCUCAGAGGAAAAGCAAAGGGCGCCGAGGAUACUCCCCCAAGUCAAUGAUAAUGGCUCUUCCUUCUGCAGGAGAUUUAAAAAGGAAAGUAAGUUCUGUAUGUUGUGUAGUAGACUACGAUGCUUCCAUUUGUUGAUUCUGCGCCAAGUUUUCCCUUCACAGGGAUGAAAUUUUGCAAUUUAUUUGAUUCUUUAUGUACAAGAAAUGUUAUGAA